Molecule: messenger RNA, 2062 nt
Organism: Mastomys coucha (southern multimammate mouse)
Lineage: Eukaryota; Metazoa; Chordata; Mammalia; Rodentia; Muridae
Gene: Chtop
Product: chromatin target of PRMT1
Exons: 6
Coding region: 375-1124 (249 amino acids)
Source: RefSeq, a predicted model, not a curated record
CUAGCUGCGCGCGCACUGACGCAAGCCCGUCGGCGCCAUUUUAGCCGGUCACGCUGCACUGGUGGGCCUGGCAGCCAUUUUGUUUUGGACACCAAGCGGGAGUUGGCGGCGCCGGCUGUGGUGGCCCAGACGAAAGGCAGGAAAGGGCAGUCUUGACGAGCGGGAGGAUCGGUCAGCUCGAUACUCAACCCAACAACGAGGGAGCCUCGCAUCCUACCGUUUAAGCAUCUAACCAACCGCCCAGCUAGCUAACCCGAGCGGCCCGCCGUCAGCUCAGGUUCGGCCGGCCUCCGGCCCGCCCGCCCGCCGCAGCCGUGGUGGCAACCCCGGGAGGAGCGCUGGCGUCCAUCUCCUUCGAUUCUCGGGAUUUGAAGAUGGCUGCACAGUCAGCGCCGAAAGUUGUGCUAAAAAGCACCACCAAGAUGUCUCUAAAUGAGCGCUUUACUAAUAUGCUGAAGAACAAACAGCCGAUGCCAGUGAAUAUUCGGGCUUCGAUGCAGCAGCAGCAGCAGCUAGCCAGUGCCAGAAACAGAAGACUGGCCCAGCAGAUGGAGAAUAGACCCUCUGUCCAGGCAGCAUUAAAACUUAAGCAGAAGAGCUUAAAGCAGCGCCUGGGUAAGAGUAACAUCCAGGCACGGUUAGGCCGACCCAUAGGUGCCCUGGCCAGGGGAGCAAUUGGAGGAAGAGGCCUACCCAUAAUUCAGAGAGGCUUGCCCCGAGGAGGACUACGUGGGGGACGUGCCACCAGAACCCUGCUUAGGGGUGGGAUGUCACUCCGAGGUCAAAACCUGCUCCGAGGUGGACGAGCCGUAGCUCCCCGAAUGGGCUUAAGAAGAGGUGGUGUUCGAGGUCGUGGAGGUCCUGGGAGAGGGGGCCUAGGGCGUGGAGCUAUGGGUCGUGGCGGAAUCGGUGGUAGAGGUCGGGGUAUGAUAGGUCGGGGAAGAGGGGGCUUUGGAGGCAGAGGCCGAGGUCGUGGCCGAGGGAGAGGUGCCCUCACUCGCCCUGUAUUGACCAAGGAGCAGCUGGACAACCAAUUGGAUGCAUACAUGUCGAAAACUAAAGGACACCUGGAUGCUGAAUUGGAUGCCUACAUGGCACAGACAGAUCCUGAAACCAAUGAUUGAAGCCUGCCUGCCUGCCCACCUGUUAGACUCUUGUUAAAGUCACCACAUCUUUAAAACAACCUUUCGAAAACAUAAGAAACCUGAUCGAUGCUGGAAGGACCUGUCACAAUAGGCUGUGGACUUACCUGCCACCAGUUGGUGCAUUUAGUCUGUUCCGUCUACUUUUUGAUACUGUGUUAUAUGAAACUAUUUUCCUUUAAAUUUGGUUGAGUUUGUUUUGUUGUUUAUGCAGUCACCCAGACAUCUGUUUGAACAGGAAUGCGUUGGCCUUGUGAGUAGAACAAUUUUCCAGCCUCUGCCUGUCAUAUACUCUUGACAUUUUUAAAUAUUUCCUCUGUUGAUUUUUAUGAUCCCAGAAGGAGCCAGAGUUUUCACUAUUGGGUGGUCUUUGGGAUAGAGUUCUACAUCUUUCUUUUAAGGCUUCUUGUUAAUAGCUGGAGCUAAAGGUGUGUUUGCUAUGUUGAUAGUGAAGGUAGUAAAUUGGAAGUGCUGGUAUUGCUACUGGGCCACCGAAUGGCCUACAUAUGGUAGCAACUUGAUUUGGUCAAAGUUGGUGUUGCCUACUUUGAAACCACAUUGAUGGUAGCUGACAAGCUAAAUUGGAAUUUCCACCCUAAGAAAAGAUUUUUAAGCUCUCCUUUUGGCUUUCUGUCAUGCCUAAGAGGCAGAAGAAGCAGCUGUUGGUGUAGCACAAGUGGCAGAAGAGAUAAGGGUGGGAAACUGGUAACAAACUGACUGCUGGUAAGGGCUCUUGUGCUGCUCAUGCUGAAAUACAGUUACCUGUAUUUGUCCAGAAGCAGUCUUGGUCUAAUCCACUUAACUGGCUUUAUUUGACCCUCUUGAAGGCUUUAAGUUCAACCAUAUUUUGUCAGCUGUUCAGUUUCAGUGGAAUCUUGUAUUUCUGGUUCAUUAUAACAAAUUGUUCUCUCAAAAUUUAA